AACGUUACACGUUAAAAGUCUUUUAACUCCAUGGUCUGUAAAAGGGCUGUUCAAUAAAUGUUACCCAGGACCUAAUUAUGGGUACACUAGGAGGUUGAAAGUGCUGUCCACCAUUGCUGAUGAUACUGUCUGGAAACUUGUAUCAUUACCAACCAGCCCUCCUUUGGCAGCAACCUUUGGGGUAGGUGGCAGCCUUGAGCGUGAUUUUUUAGUCAGGCUGAGGCUUGGUCCUCCCCCUUAGACAAGGCAAACAUGGAAUAGAGAAAAACUUUGUUAUUCACAAUAUGUUCAAACAAACAGUGAUGUUACCACUCUAAAACAACUUGGGAAUGAACUUUAGUAUCUUCAAAAUUCAUCCAAAACUCAUCAUCUAUUUGUGAGCCUGGAGAGGAAAUGCAAAGGAGGAAAUUGCCUUGGUGCCAGGCAACACGUGACGUCACGAUGCUCAUUAAUUAUGCAAGUGGCCGCCAUGAGUGCGAAGAGUUUGAACGGGACCCUGUGGGAGGGCGGCUGGAACUAGACACGAUUUACCCAUUACAGCCGCGUUCAAACGUACAGUUACUAUUCCUUCGACUAGCCAGGAGGCUUAUUGAUCAUAUUAGGUAGUAUACAGAAGGAUAGACGUGAUCUGGACGUUCCACUUUGGGAUAGAAACUUGCAGUGUCCCGGGUCGCGGACUUCGACAUGGCGGCUUGCUGGGAAUGACAGCCCGCCGAUCUUAUGUGCGUGGACCGACUUAGGUUGGGAAGCCGCGUCAACAUGUCAUCUAAGGACUGUAAAGAGUCCCUCCGAACAGUUUUCACCAAGUCUAUGUGGAGAUCAGGGCUGGCGGUGGGUGGCAGGCGGAGGUUGGGUGGCCUGGCGUACGCGUGUGGGCUGUGCCUGGUACUGCUGAUCUGUUUCACAACAGAAACAUCAGCGCAGUGUGACUGCAGUACGAACUGUAGCUGUUCCUUUGCCAACUGUACUGCUGGUCAGUACUGGAACGACACUGCAGGAUGUGUCACCUGUCCCGCCGGAUUCUUCUGUAUUGGUGCAUCUGAAGCUCCCACACCAUGUGCAAUAGGAAACUAUCUGAGCAGUACUGGAGCAAUUGCUCCUGAUGAAUGUCUGGAUUGUCCAGCUGGCCACAUUAGCAGUGAGGGGUCUGUGUCUUGCACCCCCUGUCCUGCUGGCUAUAGCUGUGACAACAGCUCUGUGGUGACCACUGCCUGCGGGACUGGGACAUACUCCCUGUCUGGAGAGAUGACCUGCAACACCUGUCCCGUGGGAAGGAUAUGUGCUGACCCUGCACAGUCUCCUCAGGACUGUGGAGGAGGCCAGAUGCCUGAUGUCAGUCAGACGUCGUGUGUAGACUGUCCUGUUGGGCAAUAUUCCUACAACACCAGCAUGGAGUGUCAAAUAUGCCCUAAAGGUCACUACUGCCCAACAAAUGGCACAACUGAACCCAAGGCAUGUCCGGAUGGGUACUAUGCCAACAUCACCGGCAGUACGCUGUGCAGUGAGUGUCCUGCAGGCUAUUCGUGUGCGGACCCGUCAGCAUCCCCCCAGCAGUGUUUGGCCGGCACCUUUAGUCCAGCUGGGGCUGCCGCUUGUGAGAUCUGUUCAGAAGGAACCUACACAGACAAUGUGGCAUCAACACUCUGUGCUGCUUGCCCCGCAGGCCACUACUGUUCAGAUAGGUCCCAGGCCCAGAAGUGUCCAGCAGGGACGUACAGUAUAGGGGGCACGGGUAGCUGUAAUAGUACAUCAUGCAUCACCUGUCCUGAUGGGGAAUACUCGGAUACAGAAGGGUCCUCUCACUGCACAGAGUGCUCAGCAGGAUACGAGUGUUCCAAUAAGACUCAACCAGUGCCAUGUCCCAGGGGAAAAUACAGCAGCGCCAGUGCCAUCAUGUGUCUUGACUGUGCGGAGGGGCAGUAUGCAAACAGCACCAACUCUUCUCAGUGUGAGCCCUGCCCUGUGGGGUACGAGUGUUCUGACAAGACCCAGCCCAUGGAGUGUCUGGACGGAACCUACAGUAGCGGCGGCACGUCGUCCUGUACAUCAUGUCCUGAUGGACAGUUUAACAGCAUUCCUGCGUCCAGCCAAUGUGAGGAUUGUCCCGCAGGAUAUCACUGUGGAGACAAGACACAGCCUCUAGCAUGCCCCAUGGGAUCUUACAGUAACAAUGGCUCCAUAUCCUGCACCGCCUGCCCUGAUGGACAGUAUGCCAACAGCACAGGGUCCACACAGUGUGCCAACUGCCCUGAAGGGUACCAGUGUUCCAACAGAACCCUCUCCCCCCAGCCAUGUCCCCUGGGGAAGUACAGCUCUGCACUGUCAACAUCAUGUACCGACUGUCCUGACGGCAAGUACGCCAAUGACACCGGCACGGCACAGUGCCAGAAUUGUUCUGCAGGGCACCAGUGCUCGGACAAGACAGCCUCUCCACAACCAUGUCCGCAGGGCAAGUUCAGCACUGCCCUGUCCACCACUUGUACGGACUGUGCUGCGGGUUAUUAUGCCAACCAGACGGGUCUGUCUGCAUGUGAGGAGUGCGAGGCAGGGUACAGAUGUGCAGACCCUGCAGUAGACCCACUCCUCUGUGAUGAUGGGUACUACAGCUUGGGAGGUGCGACAUCCUGCCUACUCUGCCCUGCUGGCCACGCCUGCCCCAACAAAGACCAGAGUCCUUCUCAGUGUGUUGCGGGAACCUACGCUGGCAGUGGCUCCACCCAGUGUACCCCCUGUGAACCAGGGUAUCAGUGUCCCAUCGCAGGCCUGGAGGUCGCAGAACCCUGUCCAGAUGGACACUAUGCAAAUGAGACGAGAUCUACAAAUUGCACGCUUUGUCCAGAAGGGUCCAGAUGUACCCAGAAGUGGCUGAUGCCUGAGGAGUGUGAGCGGGGCACGUACAGCCGCUCCGGCUGGCAGUCCUGUAUCGACUGUGAGGAGGGCAAGUACGCCAACGUGUCAGGGGCGGCGCGGUGUGAGUCCUGCCCCGCCGGAUACCAGUGUGACGACCCCAGGCUCGCUCCCGUCAUCUGUCCUCUGGGACAGUACAGCGCGGAGGCCUCCACAGUGUGUCAGUCCUGUCCCCCUGGCUUCUAUAACAACGGCUCGUUUGCUGACAUGUGUCAGCCCUGCCCAGCUGGAUACCAGUGCCCCAGUCCUUCACAGGACCCUGUACAGUGCACUGCUGGUUACUUCUCCCUGGGGAAUGCCACCUACUGUAGCCUGUGCUACGGUGGAUACGCGUGUGCAGACAGAGUCAGUGAACCAGUCAUCUGUACUGCUGGUCAUUAUGCCCGUAACGGGAGCGAGUCAUGCACACCGUGUGAUGAGGGGUACUACUGUCCUGAUGAGGGCAUGACAGAACCCACCAGGUGCCCAGAUGGCCACUAUGCAGAUUCUCCAGGCUCCUCUGCCUGUACUGAGUGUGAGGCUGGUAAAAGGUGUCCUGAUCCCACAGUGACGUCUGAGACAUGUCCUGAUGGCUUCUACUCUCCAGGCGGAACCACCAACUGUACCGAGUGCCCUGUAGGACACCAAUGUGGUAACAAGACCGCUGCUGUGACGUGUGCAGCUGGAGAAUUUGCCCCGGCCCAGAGCCUGUCUUGUACCCCCUGUCCUCCUGGUACCUACUGUCCCAACACCCCCCAGACUGCCCCGGUGGACUGUCCAAGCGGCUGGUAUCAGCACCAGGAGGGUAAGACAGCGUGUCAGCAGUGUGAGAAGGGUCACGAGUGUCCUGUCAUCACCCAGGAACAGCAGCAGUGUCCAGCGGGUUACUACGCAGACAAGAGAGGCCUACAGUCAUGUCUAGCAUGCCCAACUGGUUACUACUGUCUCAGGGGAAACAUUGAUCCCAACCCUGUACCGUGUCCCAAUGGUACCUACAGCGAUGAACUUGGUCUCCAGACUGAGGACGAGUGUCAGAUCUGCCCUGCUGGGAAGUACUGCUGGCCAGGGGGACUGUCUGCUCCUGCUGACGACUGUCCGGGUGGACAUUUCUGCCCAGAGGGUACCGGUUGGAUGUACACCAACCCCUGCCCACAGGGCUUCUACCUGAACGCUUCAGCAGGAGAGUCCUUCCAGGGCUGUACCCUGUGUAUCUCUGGGUACUACUGUGAUGAGGAGGGGCUAGCCUGGCCAAAAACCUGUCCUGAAGGUUAUUACUGUCCCACUGGCAGUAACUUUGCCCAGCCAUGUCCCCUGGGAACGUACAGUAACUCCACAGGCCUGCGGGUGAGUUCAGACUGCGUGGCGUGUCCUGGAGGAUGGUACUGUGACGGGCUGGCCCUGACCCAGCCGGCCGGACAGUGUGACGCUGGGUUCUACUGCAGGUCCAGGGCCUCCUCAUCGGCUCCACCAGAUGACCUGACCGGUGGGGUGUGUCCAGCCGGUGGGUACUGUCCAAUAGGCUCGGCCAUCCCCACGUCAUGUCCACAGGGAACAUACAGUAACUCCUCAGGUGCAGCAGGGCCAGAGGACUGUGUCCAGUGUGAUCCUGGAUAUUACUGUGCUGGAGACACCAACCCAGAGCCUACAGGACCAUGUGACCCUGGGUACUACUGUACGGGUGGAGCAUCCAGUCCCAACCAGCUCGAGACUCCAGCUGGCAGCUACACGGAGGCAGCAGCAUACAACCCCAAACCCUGCCCUGUUGGCACAUACCAAACUUCCCCUGGCCAGGCCAGUUGUGAUGACUGCUUGCAGAGUUACUACUGUAACGGCACAGGAUUGGUUGCCCAGUUAAUCUGUCCUCCCGGGUCCUAUUGUCCACCAAGGAGUGCUGUACCCACACCAUGUCCACCGGGAACUUUCCGUAGUGCGACUGGUGCAUAUGAGGAACCCCAGUGUGAACCCUGUUCUCCUGGUCAGUACUGCACAGCCUAUGGCCUGGCCUCUCCCCAGGGACCCUGUGCUGCCGGGCAUUACUGUACACUGGGAGCAAAUGUCUCCACUCCUACGGAUGAAGAGACAGGAGGCCUGUGUCCACCAGGCUACUUCUGCCCAGAAGGGACCAGCGACCCGUACGCCAACUUUUGUCCCAACGGCACUUUCAGCAACACGACAGGCCUGCAGCAGGAGGGAGACUGUAUCGACUGUUCUCCUGGGUAUUACUGUGAGGGCCACGCCCUGCUGGAACCUGUGGGAGAAUGUGCUCCAGGGUUCUUCUGCUCCGGAGGUGCGCUGUACGCCCGCCCCACAGACGAGGCGCAGCAUGGCGGAGAGGCCUGUCCGACCGCUCACUACUGUCCCGGGGGAACAGCCGACCCACUGCGCUGUGCUAACGGGACUUACGUCAACGAGACAGGAAACUCACAAUGUUACCCAUGCCCAGCAGGUUACUAUGUGACAGAUGGAGACGGUAACCACCUCCUGCCCUGCCCACAAGGCUACUACUGCCCCGAGGGGACAGGCUACGACCACAAACCCUGUCCCAGGGGCACGUACAACCCUGAGGAGAGAAUCGGCAGUGAGGACGGCUGUCUGGAUUGUUUUGCCGGGAAAUACUGUUCUGGGUUAGCUGUGUCCAGUUUUGAAGAAGCCAACUCUACAUCUGGUCCCUGUGAUCCUGGUUACUAUUGCAUAUCAGGCAUCAAUGUCGAGUAACCCUGAACCGGGGACAUUCCGAGGUAACGGUGGCCCGUGUCCUCCUGGCUUCUACUGCCCGUCAGGAACGUCCAACCCCGACCCCUGUCCCAGCGGCACCUACUCGGACCAGACCCACGUGGAGAGUGUUGCCGGCUGUACCGACUGUGCUCUGGGGCAGUACUGCAGGUCCACUAACCUGACUGCACCCACAGGACCGUGUGAUCCCGGCUUCUACUGUCUCCGAGGGAAUCGUCCACCCCAACCCUACAGGGGACGAUGCGUCAAUGGGCGGGCCCUGCUGGAUUGGUCACUACUGUCCAGGAGGAACGUCCUACCCACUGGGCUGUCCAGCAGGAACCUACAACAACCUGACCCAGCAGGCCGAGUGUGCAGACUGCCCAGCCGGGUACUACUGCCCUGAGAACUCCACCACCUACGAGACUUACCCUUGUCCUGUGGGACACUACUGUCCUAAUGGGACAAGAUACUCUAGUGAAUAUCCAUGUCCACGAGGAUAUUUCCGAGGUACAGAGAUGGGCCAGUCUGUGGAGGACUGCUCGCCAUGUACAGCUGGGAGCUACUGUCUGGGGGGAGAGGCCUCGCCUACAGCACUGUGUAACCCAGGAUGGUAUUGUGUAAAUGCAGCCUGGAGCCCUCAACCCAAUGACUACACCCUGCUGGACUACAGCAGCUAUGGAGACUGCCUUUGUCCGGCUAACACCACGGGUGGACAGUGUCGACCUGGCUUCUUCUGUCCACAGGGAUCCCAGGAACCCACUUCCUGCACAGCUGGCUCCUACUGUGCUACUCCAGGCCUGUCCAGUGCUACUGGCCCGUGUCUGGAGGGGGUACUACUGCAGUGGAGGUGCCAGUCGGUGGGACCCGACAGACGGCACCACAGGAAACAUCUGUCUUCCAGGCAGAUAC
Branchiostoma belcheri (Belcher's lancelet) is the source of this 6510-nucleotide messenger RNA. Its product is annotated as multiple epidermal growth factor-like domains protein 6. The transcript has 30 exons. NCBI's taxonomy places the organism in Eukaryota, Metazoa, Chordata, Leptocardii, Amphioxiformes, Branchiostomatidae. The record is from RefSeq and is a predicted model, not a curated record. The coding region runs from base 721 to 5601 and encodes 1626 amino acids.